Molecule: messenger RNA, 1422 nt
Organism: Candida dubliniensis CD36
Lineage: Eukaryota; Fungi; Ascomycota; Pichiomycetes; Serinales; Debaryomycetaceae
Product: S-adenosylmethionine-dependent methyltransferase
Exons: 1
Coding region: 1-1422 (473 amino acids)
Molecular function (GO): protein binding
Source: RefSeq, a predicted model, not a curated record
AUGACUCAAGAUAUAUCGGAGAAAAUUGAAGUGAUAUCGAUAAAUGAUUCACAACCAGAGGACCCAAGUCCAGUAGUUCCACAUGAACGUCAAGUUGUUGAUUGUGUAAUUGAAAUUUGGAAAGAAGAUCCAGCAACAGAGUCAUUGGGAAUGAGCAAAUUGCAUGCGUUAGUCAAACAAAAACAUCCUAACUGGUCGGUUUCGGAAAAACGUGUCAGAGCUUUGUUGAAACAAUUUGGAUUGGCUUUCAAUAAUCAAGAACAAUUUACAUAUGCCAAAGAGAUUACAUCUGUCAUGACUCCUGAUAUUGAGUUACCUGCAAAUGUUCAUAUUAUCAUGACCUCAAAGCGUGGGAAAGGUUUAUAUGCUAAAAGAGAUAUUGCAAAAGGCGAUUUGAUUUGGUCUGAAGAGCCACUUUUUUUCAUCCCUCCUUUGGCAAAUGUGAAUUUAAUGAAAACUGCUUCAGCUUGUACUUACUGUGGGAAAUUAUUGAAACGACCUGAAUCUGCUACUGUUUUAAAAGGUUUGGAUUGUAAUGUUUGUUCUGAAGUAUGGUGCUCUAUUAAAUGUAAACAAUUAGACGGUAAUUUGCAUUCUUUAUUAAAGCAUAAUCUAUAUAAUCCAGGCACUAAAAAACACAAGCUCAUUGACGCCGAAGCAUUUUUAGAAUUGCAAGAUUAUUGUUUGGAAGAACAAUGGAAUGCCCUUUAUGCAAUUACAUUGAUCUACGCCAACUGUGUCACUGACAAACUGGGUGUUAAGCAAAAACAAUUCAAUGCUAUGGCUAGAGUCUCACAAGAUGUUCGAUACAAGGCAUUAAAUUCUUCUGCUGGUACGUUUGACAGUUUAAAUGGUGGUGCUUUGUUUGUGCAAGAACAACAGGAGCAUUUAUGGAAAAUAGGGUAUGAGAAAUUCCUUAGAGUAUUCCCCAAAAAACCAGUUGAAUACCGUGAAUUUUUAUUUAUGAUGGGUACAUAUAACAUCAACAAUUUAGACUCGAAUGUGUUUUUGACCCAAUCUCAUUUAAAUCACAAUUGUGCCCCCACUACUUCAGUGGAAACGGAACUCGACCGUACUGCUGGGUUGAAAGUUUUUGCAGCUAAAGAUAUCAAAAGCGGUGAGGAAUUGACCACCACCUAUGUCAACCCUAGCCAUACAGUUCAUCAAAGACAGAGAGAGUUGCGUGUUAAUUGGGGGUUUAUUUGUGCUUGUGGUAAAUGUAAAGACGAUUUGAAACAAAAUGAACGUCGUAAAUCCUCCCACAAUCAACAACAAAAUGCAAGUAAUAUCAGAAACAUGUUGAAAGAAGCAAAAGAUGCAGUAGGCGAAGAAGGGAUUGAAUUGGAAAUACCGACUGAGUUUAAUGGAGAAAGAAGAAAAUCAGUUAGAUUUGAUGAAAAAGUAGUCGCAGUAAAGGAAUAA